Messenger RNA from Nematostella vectensis (starlet sea anemone), 1406 nucleotides. RefSeq names its product transmembrane protein 192. The record is from RefSeq and is a predicted model, not a curated record. Gene Ontology annotation, cellular component: late endosome; lysosomal membrane. The coding region runs from base 93 to 983 and encodes 296 amino acids. The transcript is spliced from 6 exons. NCBI's taxonomy places the organism in Eukaryota, Metazoa, Cnidaria, Anthozoa, Actiniaria, Edwardsiidae.
CAUACUUCACUUGAGCUAUUUGAGAAGUGAUUGCAAUAAUGUUCAUUUCUUGGACUGUUCUUUAGCCCUUUUACUGUGGAAAAUACUCAGAUAUGACCAGCCUUAGCAUUGACCAGGGACAAGGAGGCUUUUUCUUUGGGCGCCAGGACUCCAUCCCAGCACAUCGAACAUCGCCGCAAGAGGAAGACUUGUCACAUGAUGCAUCAUCACUUCAUGCGGGGCUCAUGACAGAGCCGUCAUUUCACAGACUUUCCACUGCUUGGGUGGUAAUACUCGAACUACUUCUAUUGAUUGGCUAUGCUGUUGCAUUGUUUGUCUUGGAUCAUGUAGACAUAAGCUUCACAUGGAUAAGCACUGGACAAGAAGCAUUGUUUGACUUCCUUAUUCUCAUUCAUGUCGCAUUAUGGCUCGUCAUAUUUCUCGCUGACAGAUAUUUGCAGCAUGCUCACCACAUCUCACAAGGACUGGGCUACCUCAAGUUGUUCCGAGAAACCAAGGAAAUCCGCAGAAUGCCUUAUAAUGUCCUAUGUUUAGGAAAUGCAGUUCUCCUGGUUCUAACAGCUCUGUUUGCUAAUGAUAAUAAAAUAAAGCCAGUUAUAAAGAUGGUUCAGGUCCUCCAAAUAGUUUUUAUGCUGGAGUUGGUUAUAAUGCUUCCUGGAAUCAUAUGGUAUCUAGUCAAGGUGAUCAAGUUUAACAAGUCUAAACCAGCCCCUGAUGCUGAAGAUACUGACUUCUUGAAUGGGUUCACAGCAACAGGUCUUUCUCAGACAACAUCAGAAACUGGAUUCAGGGACGGUGAAUACUUAGAUGAGAUCUUAGAAAAACAAGCGGACAUGAUUAGAUAUUUACAGCAGCAUAAUGCUAACCUUGGGAGACGUUUAAUGAAAGUGAUGCAGCAGCAAGCGCAGACAAGCCCUUCUCAUACCUCUAUCGUACCAAGAGACAUGAUGGCUCCAAGACUUGAACGAACUAUUACCAACUAAAAGCAACUGACUCCAAGAUUAUGAAAAUAAUAUAUUAUAUUUCUGAAGCUUUUCGAGCAACUUUUGCUCAGUUUGGCUGGCUUGCUGUUAUUUUGUCGCUUUAGGUAGCAGAAUGGGAAGGGAAAAUUAUAGAUUGUAUCGUUAGAAAAUAUGAAAAACCACAAAAUCUAGAAAAAAAAACAGCAAUAAAAAUUGUGUAGAUAAAGUAUUCUUAUAAGGUUUACUGAAAAAAAACCUUUAUAAGGUUUACUGAAAAAAAAAAGGUUUGUGAGGAUGCGUUUAAAAAAAAAAACUCGCAUCUUGUAACCGUUAUUGGAUGUGUAAAUUUCAUGCGGGCAGAUAGCACUAGAGUCGGGAUUGUACAAAAAUGAUAUGGAAGCCUAUCAAAUACAAGGAAUGACUGAGGAUAUCCCCAGACAAAAA